GGCAGAGUUGCACUCCACUUCGUUUGCAUGCACGCGCCCGGUGUGCGCCAGACCGAGUGCUUAAAUCUACUGAUAGAGUAUGGAGCGUCGGUACUUGCGCGUGACAGUCGGGGUAAUUCGUCACUUCACUUCGCGUAUGUACAUGACAACGCGCCACUCGUGCGGAAGCUAAUCGAGCUUGGGUGCGACGUCAAUGCGCGUGGCUAUUGUGAUAGGGUGCCGCUACACGUAGCAAUCCCCCGCGCUAACUCCCACAUGGUGUCGCUGCUGCUAAGCGCGGGCGCAGAUGUUAACGCGCGAGACGUGAAUGGGAUGACGCCUCUUCAUCUUUCAUUCAAUUAC
This is a messenger RNA of Pelagomonas calceolata, 342 nucleotides long. NCBI's taxonomy places the organism in Eukaryota, Pelagophyceae, Pelagomonadales, Pelagomonadaceae. The record is from the annotation of a GenBank genome assembly.